This is a messenger RNA of Funneliformis mosseae, 159 nucleotides long. NCBI's taxonomy places the organism in Eukaryota, Fungi, Glomeromycota, Glomeromycetes, Glomerales, Glomeraceae. The record is from the annotation of a GenBank genome assembly.
AUGGCUGAUUGUUCUGCAACUAAAGUAGCUUCUACAAAACACGCAACUACAAAAACUACUGGCCCAGAAUUAUCGGAAGAACGACAAACGAUUCAUGAUAAUUUGACCGAAUGGUCGCUUAUGUAUUACAAUAAUAUUAAUAACAAUGUGGAUAAAUAG